Cryptomeria japonica (Japanese cedar) is the source of this 1077-nucleotide messenger RNA. Its product is annotated as L-type lectin-domain containing receptor kinase SIT2-like. Gene Ontology annotation, cellular component: plasma membrane. Gene Ontology annotation, molecular function: ATP binding; protein kinase activity. Gene Ontology annotation, biological process: protein phosphorylation. The record is from RefSeq and is a predicted model, not a curated record. The coding region runs from base 1 to 1077 and encodes 358 amino acids. The transcript has a single exon. NCBI's taxonomy places the organism in Eukaryota, Viridiplantae, Streptophyta, Pinopsida, Cupressales, Cupressaceae.
AUGGUUUGCUUCGUCCUCCCCCUGGUGAAUGCAGCAAUAAUUGUGUGUUGUAAGAGAAAGCAGCACAGAGAUAUUAUUGAAGAGUGGGAGAUGGAAUACUGGCCCCAGAGAUUUAACUACAAAGACCUGCAUAUUGCAACAAAGGGUUUUAGAGACGAAGAACUUUUGGGAUACGGAGGCUUCGGUCGGGUUUACAGAGGAGUCAUGCCCAAUAACGGCCUCCAAGUAGCCGUGAAAUGUAUCCUCAGAGAAACCGAGGAAGGGAUAAAAGAAUUCAUAGCAGAGAUCUCCAGCCUUGGUCGCCUUCAGCAUCGAAAUCUUGUGCAGAUCAGAGGUUUCUCCAGGCGAGUAAAGAAACUAUUCAUAGUUUAUGACUACAUGCCAAAUGGGAGCCUGGACAGGAAGAUAUUUGGAAAGCCAGAAAAGGUGUUCGAAUGGGUUCACAGGUACAAAGUCCUCAAAGAUGUCGCUGCGGGUUUGCUCUAUCUGCACGAAGAGUGGGAGCAAUGUGUAGUUCACAGAGACAUCAAGUCGAGCAACGUUUUGUUGGACUCAGAGCUCAAUGGAAAGCUUGGAGAUUUCGGGCUUGCUCGUCUGUACGAGCAUAACGAAAACUCUCAUACUACUUGUGUGGUGGGAACUCUGGGGUACAUUACGCCGGAGCUGAUACACACUGGAAAAGCCAGGCCAGCAACAGAUGUGUUCAGCUUUGGUAUUUUUCUGCUGGAGAUUGCUUGCGGAAGGAGACCUGUUGAGCCCUCUCUCCAAACUGAACAAAUAGUUAUGGUGGACUGGGUGAGAGAGUUAGAUGCUUCGGGCACUCUCAUGGAUGCAGCCGACCCGAAUCUUGGUGGGCAAUAUGUGGAUGCUGAGAUGGAGAGAGUGCUCAAACUGGGGCUGCUCUGUUCUAAUCCUCACCCAGAAGGCAGGAUCAGCAUGAGACUUGCUCUGCAAAUACUUGAAGAAGAAGCUCCAAUACCAGGCUUUAAUGCUGCGUCUCAUUUGGAGAUGAAUGUGCCCACCAGCACUUUGAAGUCUCCUCCAUAUUCGAUUUCCAUCUCUCUUGACGGACGAUAG